Molecule: messenger RNA, 351 nt
Organism: Staurois parvus
Lineage: Eukaryota; Metazoa; Chordata; Amphibia; Anura; Ranidae
Source: the annotation of a GenBank genome assembly
AUGCAGACUGUUUUUAGAAACAUUUGUGAAAGAAUGGGUCGCUCUCAGGAGCUCAGUAAAUUCAAGCGUGGUACCGUGAUAGGUUGCCACCUGUGCAAUAAGUCAAUCCGUGACAUUUCCUUGCUACUAAAUAUUCCACGGUCAACUGUUAGUGGUAUUAUAACAAAGUGGAAGCAACUGGGAACAACAGCAAUUCAACUAUGAAGUGGGGGGGGGUCAGCGCAUGCUGAAGCACACAGUAGUUACCAACUGUCUGCAUAGUUAAUAACUAAAGACCUUCAAACAUCGUGUGGCCUUCAGAUUAGCAGAACAGUGCGUAGAGAGCUUCAUGGAAUGGGUUUCCAUGGCCAA